Molecule: messenger RNA, 1315 nt
Organism: Mya arenaria
Lineage: Eukaryota; Metazoa; Mollusca; Bivalvia; Myida; Myidae
Product: tetraspanin-9-like
Exons: 2
Coding region: 383-1201 (272 amino acids)
Cellular component (GO): membrane
Source: RefSeq, a predicted model, not a curated record
UAGUGAACAAUCGAUCCAUCCUGCUGCGUGGAGUCGUCAUAUUCAUGAUAUCUGUGUCAAUGAAACUGUUUUACUAGUGAUAUUGUUUCCCAUGGUAUGUUGAAGCAAUUGAAAGAAGUUACACUGUCCCCGUGCAAGCGUGAAGACUCUCAGGGCUACAAGAAGACCAACAUAUUUGUUCAUUAAAUGAUAAGAAGUGUUGUAUAACGCUAAACAUCAAAAUGAAACAAACAGUUCCGUAAAAGAAAUGGGAUUUCAAUGUUUACUGACGUGGGAACGGACAAUAAAAGUUUCCGACUAAGUGAGAACUGGCCAUCAAGCUGUAACUGUUGUGAAGUCGUUUGCAAAGUGACAUCAUAACUUGUUUACGCAACCUUAAAUAAUGUGUGGUUUCUCACGCAUGGACUUUUCCAACAAGUCAAAACUCAGCAGGUUAUUGACCUUGAUCUUUAUAGUGUCCAUAUUCCUGCACGGUGUGCUCAUCUUGUCCACUUCCAUUUGGCUGUUUGUGGCCAACGUGGUGCUGCCGUGCUCGUUCCUCACCAAGUAUUACGCGGCCCUGGCAGUGUACCUCGUUGCCGGAGUAAGCAACAUUGCUGUUGUUGGUGCCAGCAUGUUUGGCUCAUAUUUCUUCAAGAGAUCUUUUGUCAGGAUUUUCAUGUUUUGUCUAGCCUUUGUUGUCAGUUUAGAAUUAGCUUGCAUUAUAACAUCGAGUACUCUUCGAAAUGAGAAUGAGGAGAAUUUGAAAAAGGACAUGAAGUCGAGUGUAAUCAGUAUUUUAAGCAAAAAUGACACACUUCUAGCAGACAGUGAAUCUUUUCGGUGUUGGAGAGCGGUACAAACGCGCCGAUCAUGUUGUGGAGUAGACAGUUAUAGCGACUGGUGUCCGGGGACCAACAAUUCCACUGGAUGUUUACAAUCCGGCUCACAGGGGCUGGAGUAUUGCUCGUGUACCACGGACUGUCAGUCUCUGGGCGGCAGGUCGCUGCACACUACUUCCUGUUACUCUUCGAUCUCGGACAACUUAGCGACUGCGUUCACUGUCAUAACAAGUGUGUGUUCAGUUGUUAUAAUUCUGCAAUGUGUCACUUAUUGGUCACUCUAUUUUAUAUUGCCAAAAAUCAACUCAAAAGCUGUCGUAGACACUUAUAAACCCAAGCCAGUUGCCCGUGCAUCUAAUGUUGCAGUAAGUGACUUCUGAAUUUCAAUGAAUAUUAUUUGUAUUGACCUUGUAUUCGUUAUCCAUUGACACAAAACAAGUUUCGUCGUAUUGUUUCCAUAAACAAUAUUCAAUACUGAUGUUUUUGUUCGUGGA